Molecule: messenger RNA, 519 nt
Organism: Didymodactylos carnosus
Lineage: Eukaryota; Metazoa; Rotifera; Eurotatoria; Philodinida; Philodinidae
Source: the annotation of a GenBank genome assembly
AUGCAGCCUUAUCCAUACAAUCCGUUCACUGCUCCAAUUCCUUCGUCGUAUCCAUUUUUCAACGAACAAACACCAUCAUCCACAACAGCAAAUCGUCCAACGUCUUCAUCUUCUGAAUCUUCAUCGAGUUAUGAAUUAUCAACAAUUCUAUCAUCCAAUCAUUCAAAUCCAUUUUCAAUUACAACAGCAACAACUAACAAUCCUUCGUCAUUACCAAUUCGUAGUGAACAAUUUGAUUUAUCAUCGUUGAUUGAAUACUCCCGUUAUCGUCGUGAACAUUACAAUGAGCAUGUGUUAUGUAAUUUUUGUAAAUGUAAUGGUGAAAAUUAUGAAGUUUAUACGUCGCACAAAUUACGUGAUAAUGCACGAAAUGUAACAUUAUGUCCAAUUUUACGAUCAUAUCAAUGUCCAAUGUGUGGUGAAUCUGGAGAUCAAGCUCAUACUCGAAAAUAUUGUGCAAUGGGAAAUAAACAGAAAAAAUUACGAAAAAUACAACAGGCAAUGGCAACAAAACCUUAG